Sitodiplosis mosellana (orange wheat blossom midge) is the source of this 2184-nucleotide messenger RNA. Its product is annotated as esterase B1-like. The record is from RefSeq and is a predicted model, not a curated record. Bases 148 to 1911 code for a protein of 587 amino acids. Lineage: Eukaryota; Metazoa; Arthropoda; Insecta; Diptera; Cecidomyiidae. The transcript has 10 exons.
UAAUUACUCACAGAAAAAUGGAAGUCAAACAUUUAACUUUACGAAGUCAAUGACUUCGUAAGGCUAAAUUUUUGACUUCCAUUUUUCAGUGAGUAGGAGACUUUUCAUCGUAUAGAAGUGUAAAAACUUACAUUCAUUUGGGCACAUAUGUACGAGCUCGAAAUGUAUAAAGUGUUAUGUAAAUUUAUGCUAAUUUUGCCAUUACUCAUAUCGAUUGUACACUGUGAUGACCCGCCUACAGUAAGAAAGACCAACAAUGGACCUGUUAAAGGCAUAGAACAAACAAGCUUCUUCGGCACAAAAUAUUAUUCAUUUCGGGGAAUUCCAUACGCCGAAGCGCCGAUCACAGGAGUGGAUCCAUACAUUGGAGUAUACGUUGAUCGAAGAUUCAAGCCACCUCAACCACUCGAGCGAAAAUGGUAUACACCUCUGAAGGUGCAAAACUUCGAAGAUGGAUGCAUCGCAUCGUUGAUUAUCAUGCCAAAAUCGGGAAGAACAAGCGAAAAUUGUCUCUUUCUUAACAUUUAUGUUCCAGCCGGAGGUGCAAUGAGAAAAACUGUUCUGAUAUUUAUUUAUGGUGGUGCUUUUACUGAGGGAUCAUCACAUGACAUGAUGUAUGGACCAGACUUUCUCAUCGAUGAAGACAAUAUUGUGGUCACAUUCAAUUACCGCUUGGGCAUUUUUGGCUUCAUGAAUCUUGGUUUCGGUGAAUACACCGGCAACAUGGGUUUGAAAGAUCAGCAAGUGGCCUUGAAAUGGAUUUAUGAGAAUAUUGAACAUUUCUCGGGCAAUAAAGAUGAAAUUUUGAUAUUCGGAGAGAGUGCAGGUGGGGCUUCCGUCAAUUAUCAUAUGCUUAAUGAAGAGUCACGAAAGUAUUUCAACAGAGCAUUUGCACAAAGUAGCAGUUCCUUGAAUUAUUAUGCAUUACAAAAACAAAAUCACUUGGAGAGAAUGCAAAAUUUCUCGAAUAUUCAAGACAAACAGCAGUUGGUCGAAUAUUUGAAGGCGGCAGACAGCGCAGAACUUGCUAAAUUACUAAAACAAAACGAAUAUGGAAAAAUUUUAAUUGAUCUAUUAUGGGCUCCAACCAUCGAAAGUCCUGAAACGAAAGGAGCGUUCAUAACAAAAACACCUGAGGAAAUUUACAAAUCGGAUAAGGCACCAGUUAUGGAUGCUAUGUUCAGUUUUACAUCUGAUGAAUUCGUAACUUUCAAUCAAGAUAUACCUACAAGCAGUGAACCGUUUCUUAGUGGAGAUUGGAAAGAUUCAAAGAUGCUGCUGCCAUUCCCAGGAUUUGAUAAAGAUACUUAUCCAGAGGAGUACAAGCAUGCGAUUGAUCUGUUGAAAGACGCCUAUUUCAAUGACACAACCAAUGCUGAUGCAAUCAAACGUGGAAAUAUCGGUUUACUCUCAGAUUCGAACAUCAACUACGGCGUUCUUAAAGCUGUCCGGUAUCAAGUGAUAGCAAAUAACAGAGAAAACCCAAAAAAUACGUUUCUAAUAAGAUUUUCCGUAGAAUCUGACGUCAAUGUAGUCAAAAUCCUGCUUCGCGUGAAUAUUGAUGGAGCAGCUCAUGGGGAUGAUAUUUGUUAUAUAUUCCGUUGUGGUGUAAUGGAUGGUUACAAAAUGUACGAUAAUGCAUUAAAGGUCAGAGACAUUUCCAAUAUGAAUUAUAGGGCGAUUAAGCGUAUGGUCUACAUAGUCACUAAUUUUGCUCGAACUGGCAAUCCAUCGGUGAAAGGUGAUACCAAAUUUAAAUCAUCGACAUCACCAGACGAAAUUUUCAGCCAAGAGAUCGUAAACGAUCGAAAAUCCAUCUUGGUAACCAACAUAAUGGACCAACUACACUUCAACACAUGGAAGCAGAUUGAUGACUCCUAUCAAAGAUUGAAAAUUGAUGACAACUUGUAACGCCUUUUGUUGUGAUGACCACAAAAAUGAGGACAACCAAAACAAUUUCAACACAAAUUUUCUAUUGAUAUUUGGAUAAGCUGUCAAUCAAAAAUCUAGGGGGUAAUAAGUAUUGACGCAUUUGCCGCGUUUGUACAGCGCUCGUCUGUGUUAUUGUUGUUGUUUUCAUGUUCCUUCCUCUCAUUCGUAUAUACAAAUACGCAUGAAUCUUCUGGUAUUCAUUUGCCGUAUUUACAUGCAUUUGUUCCCGUUAUUACCUCCUAGUCAAAUGUA